AUGGGCAACGAGCAGAGCAGCAGCGUGAGCAGAGAAGAGCGAGCGUAUGCCAUGAACAACCCUCCUCCUCCUCAGGCUCGCAUCUCAGCCAAGGGCGUCAGCUUCACGGGGACUGAACUCAUCCCUCAGCUCCCUGCUAGCGACGACGUCAGUGCAGAUGCCACAGGAGCCAGCAAGAACUGCAUCCUGGUAGUUAUCACCCGACUGGGCAACCCAGCAAACCAGCGGAUCGGUAUGGUGCUAUGGCAGAACGGAGUGGUGCAUGAAAUGCACUAUACGUCCGACCUGGGCUGGGACGAUGUGUUCCCAGCGCUGUCCUCGAGCAAGAGCGGCAUCUCGUUACCCAUCUUCAUCCAGCAGGGGAACGUGUGGUGGGGGCUAACGGAGGAGGAGUUUGACAACAUGGCCAUCACCUGGAGGGGUAACCAGAGUGAGAGCGGGAGGCUGCAACAGGCAAAACUCUGCAUGAAGAAUGCUUUCUUCAGGAGACCAGCUGAAUGA
Guillardia theta CCMP2712 is the source of this 501-nucleotide messenger RNA. RefSeq lists its product as hypothetical. The transcript has a single exon. The record is from RefSeq and is a predicted model, not a curated record. Lineage: Eukaryota; Cryptophyceae; Pyrenomonadales; Geminigeraceae. Bases 1 to 501 code for a protein of 166 amino acids.